Messenger RNA from Rotaria socialis, 930 nucleotides. Lineage: Eukaryota; Metazoa; Rotifera; Eurotatoria; Philodinida; Philodinidae. The record is from the annotation of a GenBank genome assembly.
AUGUUUUCUCUUCUAGUUAAUAUUCCUGUCAAUGCCACGUGGGCACAGAAAGGAAUGACUAUUGCUGGAGGUAACGGGGAUGGGGAUGCCACUAAUCAACUCACCCGCCCUUUUGGUCUCUUCGUUGAUGAUGAUCAAACAGUGGUUAUUGCUGACUACAGGAAUCAUCGUAUCACCCAAUGGAAGAACGGUAAUACAACGAAUGGACAAGUUGUUGCUGGUGGUAAAGGCGCAGGAGAUGGAUUACAUCAAUUGGAUCGUCCAACUGAUGUAUUAAUUGACAAAGAGACGGAUAGUCUCAUUAUUUGUGAUUAUGGGAAUCGACGAGUUGUACGAUGGUCUCGUCGUAGUGGUACAACACAAGGUGAAAUACUCAUCGACAACAUCACUUGUCAUGCAGUAGCAUUGGAUGAUCAGAGAUAUCUCUACGUCUCUGACAUCGGAAAACAUGAAGUAAGACGAUAUCAAUUGGGUGAUAAGAAUGACACUCUCUUAGCUGGUGGUAAUGGACAAGGGGACGGUCUCAAUCAACUCAAUCGACCGACUUAUCUCUUUGUCGAUAGAGAUCACUCAGUGUACAUAUCAGACAACAGGAAUCAUCGUGUAAUGAAAUGGGUGGAAGGUGCAAAAGAAGGUAUUGUGGUCGCUGGAGGACAAGGCAAAGAGAAUGCUCUGACACAAUUGUCUUAUCCUAAUGGACUCUUCGUCGAUACGUUGGGUACACUCUAUGUAGCAGACUCGUAUAAUGAUCGUGUAAUGCGUUGGACUCAAGGAGACAAGAAACAAGGCACUGUAAUUGUGGGUGGAAAUUCCGAAGGAGAAGGAGCAAAUCAAUUCAGCGGCCCCGUUGGUUUGUCUUUCGAUCGACAUGGUAAUCUCUAUGUCGUCGAUUAUAAUAAUCAUCGUGUUCAACGAUUUUCUAUUGAAUAA